This is a messenger RNA of Miscanthus lutarioriparius, 846 nucleotides long. NCBI's taxonomy places the organism in Eukaryota, Viridiplantae, Streptophyta, Magnoliopsida, Poales, Poaceae. The record is from the annotation of a GenBank genome assembly.
AUGCACCAGCCGUGGGCGUCGCUGCUGGUGCACGGCAUCAAGCGUGUUGAGGGCCGCUCAUGGCCGUCCCCGAUCACAGGUCGCCUGUGGAUUCACGCAGCAUCCAAGGUUCCUGACCCCGACACCAUCAAAGCCAUGGAGGAUUUCUAUAGGGAGAUUUAUGCCGUCAAUGACAUCACUGACAUCAAGUUCCCUGAUCAUUACCCUGUCUCGCGCCUCCUUGGCUGUGUUGAGGUGGUAGGCUGCCUCAGGUCUGACGAGCUUGUUUGCUGGGAACACGUUCCUGAGUCUGUCAGGCUUGAAGGGCUGACUGACUUUUGUUGGCUCUGUGAGAAUCCGCAGAAGUUGGUGGUUCCAUUCGAGAUGCGUGGUUACCAGGGCGUCUACAAUUUAGAAAGAAGGAUCUAUGAUGAUGGGGCUGUGAGGGCCCUCUUCUUUCACCUUUUCAAGGUCCACUGCCUGUCAAGUUCCGCUGUGAGGGCCUUUUCACCUGUUCAAGGGGCUCGAGCUGCAGCCACUCAAUUCUCAAAGAAGGAUCACAAAGCUGCUACUAGUAGUGAAACUGGUACACAAGAGCAAUCCUGGGGAAGCAAUGGUGAUAGCAGUUCAGUUGAUGGCAAUGUGCCGUCCAUUGUCCAUGGCGGCUCUGCGUAUCUACAGAACCAGAAUCAGCCUUCAAUUUUCCAGAGCACUCCAGCGUACUCCCAAAAUCCAAAUUCGGAGCCUCGGAGAAGCCCCAGAUUAGAAUUUGGAGCUUCCAAUAGGCUUGUUACAGUGGCACUGAGGGAGCUGAAGCAGUUAAGCCUGAGCGAGAAAGGAGCAGGACAAGCAGUUCCCAGAAGCUGA